UCUUCUCUCAUUUGCUUAGGAGAGAGAGGGCAGGGCUGUGACUUGAGGCGACUCCAUGAAGAAUUCCUCCUGGAAUCACUGAGCUGGCUUGCUGGGGAGGACGUUGGGGGAGGGGACCUGCCACGUUCCAGUAGGGAGGCCCCCCGCGGCGGGGACUGGAGUGGGGCUGCUGAGCCUUGUGCUGUGAACUGUGAACUGGUAACAGGCUGGCCCCUCUCGAUGAGGCUGCUGGCCCGCGUUCUCUGCCUCCCUGGGCUCGCGGGUGGGCAGGCCCCUGCCCGGAAAUGUUUUGCACUCGGGAGCUGCACCGGGUCACCCCGGAGAUGGUGGGCUCCUGUUCCGGCUGCCAGAAGCAAGUCUGGACACGUUGUCUCUGGAAGAAUCAUGCGGCCGGAUGACGCCAACGUGGCCGGCAACGUGCACGGAGGGACCAUCCUGAAGAUGAUCGAGGAGGCGGGGGCCAUCAUCAGCACGCGGCACUGCAACAGCCAGAACGGGGAGCCCUGCGUGGCCGCCCUGGCCCGGGUCGAGCGCACCGACUUCCUGUCGCCCGUGUGCAUCGGCGAGGUGGCGCACGUCAGCUCGGAGAUCACCUACACCUCCAAGCACUCGGUGGAAGUCCAGGUCGACGUGAUGUCCGAGAACAUCCUCACAGGCACCAAAAAGCUGACCAACAAGGCCACCCUGUGGUACGUGCCCUUGUCGCUGAAGAACGUGGACAAGGUCCUGGAGGUGCCUCCGUUCGUGUACGCCCGGCAGGAGCAGGAGGAGGAGGGCCGCAGGCGCUACGAGGCCCAGAAGCUGGAGCGCAUGGAGACCAAGUGGCGGAACGGGGACAUCGUCCAGCCCGUCCCGAACCCAGAGCCGAGCACGGUCAGCUACAGCCAGUCCAGCCUGAUCCACCUGGUGGGGCCCUCGGACUGCACGCUGCACGGCUUCGUACACGGAGGCGUCACCAUGAAGCUUAUGGAUGAGGUGGCCGGCAUCGUGGCCUCGCGUCACUGCAAGACCAACGUAGUCACGGCCUCUGUGGACACCAUCAACUUCCACGACAAGAUCAGAAAAGGGUGGGUCAUCACCAUCUCCGGGCGCAUGACCUUCACGAGCAACAAGUCCAUGGAGAUCGAGGUCCUGGCGGACGCCGACCCCGUGGUGGACGACUUGGGCCAGCGCUACCGGGCCGCCAGUGCCUUCUUCACCUACGUGUCCCUGAGCCCCGAGGGCAGGUCGCUGCCCGUGCCCCAGCUCGUGCCUGAGACGGAGGACGAGAAGAAGCGCUUCGAGGAGGGCAAAGGGCGGUACCUGCAGAUGAAGGCGAAGCGGCAGGGCCUGGCGGAGCCGCAGCCCUAGGUGCCGCCCCCCGCAGCCGGGCCGAGCGGCGGGAGCGGCCUGCACCUCGCCACCUAGGAGUCGUCACCCCGUUGGCCACAAACCCGAUCCACGCUGAGAGCUGGUGUUGUGUGCAGUAUUCGUCCCACAGUGUUAGCCCGUCCCCCCGGAAACCUCACACCAAAGCUUUAUUUAUGUCACUCGCGUGCCCGUGCUGCGCGGCACUGCCCCCGACCCCCGGCGGCGGCGGUCCCUGGGGCCCGGGGCGCGGUCCCGGGGCCACCGUGCGGUCCUCGAACACUCCAGUGUCGCUAAUAAAGCUGCUGUUUGGCUGGA
Phyllostomus hastatus (greater spear-nosed bat) is the source of this 1665-nucleotide messenger RNA. RefSeq names its product acyl-CoA thioesterase 7 (gene ACOT7). The coding region runs from base 220 to 1350 and encodes 376 amino acids. The record is from RefSeq and is a predicted model, not a curated record. The transcript is spliced from 9 exons. Gene Ontology annotation, cellular component: cytosol; extracellular exosome; nucleoplasm. Gene Ontology annotation, molecular function: long-chain fatty acyl-CoA binding. Gene Ontology annotation, biological process: palmitic acid biosynthetic process; acyl-CoA metabolic process. Lineage: Eukaryota; Metazoa; Chordata; Mammalia; Chiroptera; Phyllostomidae.